AUGCCCUCCACCCUCUCCCUCUGCUGGCUAGCCCUCGCAGCACCAGCCCUCGCCCUUCCCAGCCAUGGCGGACCAGGUAAGGACCAGACCGGUAUCAAGCCCAUCAAAAAGAUCCAACUCGGCCCCCGUCCAUACUGGUUGGUCGACCAAAUGGAGGACUCACCCCUCAAGACGAAGCUCCAAUCCUGUUCUGAGAAGGAAAUGCGCCCAAGUCGCUGGAGCAUCGGCCACCGCGGCGGCGGCACUUUGCAGUUUCCCGAGGAGACGGAGGCGAGUAUCAUCGCUGGUACAAGAAUGGGCGCAGGAAUCAACGAAUGCGACGUAACCUUCACCUCGGACCAACAGCUCAUCUGCCGGCACUCGCAAUGCGACUUGCACACGACCACCAACAUCCUGACGAUCCCUUCGCUGGCCGCCAAGUGUACCGUCCCUUUCACUCCCUACAAUGCCACGACCAAGAAAUCGGCAACAGCCAAGUGCUGCACCUCGGACUUCACCCUCGAGGAACUGACCCAGACCAAGGGGUUGUGCGCAAAGAUGGACUCUUCUGAUUCAAAGGCUACGACACCGGAGGCAUACAAAGGUGGCGUAGCCAGCUACCGCACCACGCUCUACUCUGGCCCAGGCACUUGCCACAAGCUGUUAACGGUGAAGGAGUACAUCGCAAUCGUCGAUGCGCUGGGAUUGGACUUUACCCCGGAGCUGAAGACCCCAGAGGUCAAGAUGCCUUUCGGUUCGGCCAACUAUACGCAGGAGGCCUUUGCCCAGCAGUUGAUCGACGAGUUCAAGCUGGCCAAGAUCAACCCCAAGCGUGUGUGGCCGCAAAGCUUUCUGUAUGACGACGUGUUGUACUGGCUGCGCGCUGAGCCCAAGUUCGGGAAGCAGGCUGUGUUGCUCGACGAGUCGGGUGAUGCGCCGAGCACCAUCUCUACUGCCACCGCUUCUUUGACAAAGUACGCCAAGGACGGUGUCAAGAUCGUGGCUCCUCCCCUCCAGUAUCUGGUGUCGACUGUCACCGGCAAGGACGGCACGGUCAAGGUUGUUGCGAGCGAGUACGCCAAGCAGGCAAAAAAGCUUGGGUUGAAGGUCAUCAGCUGGAGCUUGGAGCGGUCGGGGUGGCUGGCGGAUAGCACCAAGGGCGGGUAUUAUUACUCGACGAUCGCGAAUGCCACAGCGGCGAGGGGAGAGGGUGUCGUGUUUGAGUUGCUGGAUGUGCUCGCGAGCAGAGAGGUCGGCGCGAUUGGUGUCUUCAGUGACUGGAGCGCAACGGUUAGUUACUAUGCGAACUGCUUUGGGCUGUUUCCUUGA
This is a messenger RNA of Sordaria macrospora k-hell, 1308 nucleotides long. RefSeq lists its product as uncharacterized. Lineage: Eukaryota; Fungi; Ascomycota; Sordariomycetes; Sordariales; Sordariaceae. The record is from RefSeq and is a predicted model, not a curated record. Gene Ontology annotation, molecular function: glycerophosphodiester phosphodiesterase activity. Gene Ontology annotation, biological process: lipid metabolic process.